Molecule: messenger RNA, 1188 nt
Organism: Emiliania huxleyi CCMP1516
Lineage: Eukaryota; Haptophyta; Isochrysidales; Noelaerhabdaceae
Exons: 2
Coding region: 1-1188 (395 amino acids)
Source: RefSeq, a predicted model, not a curated record
AUGCAAGCUGCCGCCUCCACCGCACCAGCGAUACUGGCCGCGGCUCGCCGCCACGCGCCGGCUCGGAAGAGGGGCUGUCGGCAGCGCAGCAGAGCGGCAUGCGUCGUCAUUCGAGCAGCACCAGGUCCCCUCUUCGACGUGACGGCCGCUCCCGGAGCCGGCCGGCGGGAGGCAGAGCGAGCGGCGGACGAGGCGCGGCGAGCGGCGGACGCUGCGGCGCUGGAGGAGCAGAGGCGAGCGAUUGCGGCGGAGGUGGAGGCGAAGCUGGCUGCAGAGCGCGCGGCAGCAGAGGAGAGGCUGCUGGCAAGGGAGGCGGAGAGGCGAGCAGCAGAGGAGGCGCAGCGAGAGGAGCAGCGGGCGACGGCGACGGCUCGCAACGCUGCUCAGGCAGAGGCGGAGCGGCGCGAGAAGGAGGCUGCUGACAAGAGGGCGGAGGAGGAGAAGGCGACGCGGCUGGCGAAGGCGGCCGAGAAGAAAGCGGCUAGAAAGGAGGGCAAGGCGAAGAACAAGGAGGCCAAGAAGGCGCCGUCCGCCUUCAAGCUCGAGGAGGAGCGGAGAGCGAAGGCUGCGGCAGAGCUUCGCGAUCAGGAGGAGAGGGCGGCGCAGCUGGCUGCUGAGCAGGAGGCGGCGAGGCGAGCGGAGCGCGAGGCGGCAGAGCGAGCGGGUGCGGCGGAGCGGGCAGCGCUGUGCGAGGCUGCGGAGCUAGCAGAGGCGCUGCGCCGGUCAGAGGUGGAUGCGGAGGAGGCGCUGGUGCGUCGGGUGUCGCGGUGCAAGGAGGCGGUGAGCAGCGAGCCGACCGUCGGUGGCGGGGACUUGCAGCGGCGUGUCGAUCGGCUGGAGGCAAGCCUCGGCGCGGCGAUCGAGGGUAGCCUCGAGGAGCGGGUCAGCGCCAUCGAGCGCUUGAUGGGGCCAGGAGCGGCAGAGGCGGCGGAGAAGCAUCUGCCAGUCACCGAGCCGCUUGCUGCCGUCUCACUAGCGGACGCCGGCCUCGACACGGGGCGACCGGCUGCCCCAGAGUCCACCAUGGGGGGCGAGACGUCGUGCAUCAUAUGCUUCGAGCGGCCGAAGUCUCACCUCGCGGUGCCGUGCAGCCACUUGUGCGUGUGCGGUCCAUGCUCUGGGCUGAUGCCAGAGUGUCCUUACUGCCGCGAGCCAGUGAUGAUGUGGCUCGCCCCGCGCCCUGUAUGA